AUGUGCAAAGAAACCAUAGACCGUGAGGUUUUUGAUAAUCACAAAGGAGAAAUUUGCCCCAAGAGGAUUGUAACGUGCGAGUUCCUGAAGUAUGUGGCAACCGCACGGAACUCUGUUAUCAAUGCAACAGCUAUGUUAGAUUGCAAGAAACAUAUAGCCAUCAAACCAAAUGCUCUGGUUCUGUGCUCAACAAUGUUGAAUCAUCCAG
Molecule: messenger RNA, 208 nt
Organism: Eruca vesicaria subsp. sativa (arugula)
Lineage: Eukaryota; Viridiplantae; Streptophyta; Magnoliopsida; Brassicales; Brassicaceae
Source: the annotation of a GenBank genome assembly